AAGCCUGCCCCGUUCCCCGUGCUCAGCGCCACUUGCAUGCGGAGGACAGCGGUUUCCCAGCAGUGUCUCCGGACCGGGGCUCCAGGCUGCGCCCGCCGCCAGACAUGCCGCUUCACGGGCAGAGCGAGAGCGCACCCAGAGCGCAGAGGUGACGGGAGAGAGGCAGGACAACCGCGCACACUCUCCGAGGAGCAUCGAUGUUCCCACCUUUUGGCGAGUCCUGAAGCGCCAGUUUCUGGAUAUGAAAGUUGAUGGAAGAGAAGGCAUGUCAGCGCUAAGGAGGAAAUUCGGAGAAGACUACCAAGUUGUGAACACCUCCAGAGGCACGACGUACACCGCCCCGGCCAAGAAGAAGCGCCAGAGGUUUGUGGAGAAGAACGGGCGGUGCAAUGUCCAGCACGGGAACCUCGGCGGGGAGACCAGCAGAUACCUCUCGGACCUCUUCACCACCCUGGUUGACCUCAAAUGGAGGUGGAACCUUCUCAUUUUCAUCCUCACCUACACCAUAGCCUGGCUGGUCAUGGCCUCCAUGUGGUGGAUCAUCGCCUACAUCCGAGGGGAUCUCAACCAGGGCCACGACGCCACUUACACGCCCUGCGUGGCCAAUGUUUACAACUUCCCCUCGGCUUUCCUGUUCUUCAUCGAGACCGAGGCCACCAUAGGCUACGGCUACCGCUACAUCACGGAGAAAUGCCCCGAGGGCAUCAUCCUCUUUCUGUUCCAGUCCCUACUGGGCUCCAUCGUGGACGCCUUUCUCAUCGGCUGCAUGUUCAUCAAGAUGUCUCAGCCCAAGAAACGCGCCGAGACUCUCAUGUUCAGUCAGGACGCUGUGAUUUCGCAGCGCGACGGCAAACUGUGCCUCAUGUUCCGGGUGGGCAACCUGAGGAACAGCCAUAUGGUGUCCGCUCAGAUCCGAUGCAAACUUAUAAAGUCGAGGCAGACACCGGAGGGCGAGUUCCUCCCCCUGGACCAGUGCGAGCUGGAUGUGGGCUUCGGGACAGGAGCGGACCAGUUGUUUCUCGUCUCGCCUCUCACGAUCUGCCACGAGAUCAAUCCCAAGAGCCCAUUCUUUGAUCUCUCCCAGAGGUCUCUGAUGAGCGAGCAGUUUGAGAUCGUCGUUAUCCUGGAAGGCAUUGUGGAAACAACAGGAAUGACAUGCCAGGCCAGGACUUCAUACACUGAGGACGAAGUGUUGUGGGGCCACCGCUUCCUGCCGGUCAUGUCUCUGGAGGAGGGCUUUUUCCGAGUGGAUUACUCCCAGUUCCAUGCCACGUUCGAGGUGCCCACCCCUCCCUACAGCGUCAAGGAGUACGAGGAGAAGAUGUCUCUCCCCUCUCCGGUGCCCACCCCCCCGCUGGGCGACAUCAGGGGCCGCAGGGAGCGGGUCUUCUCAGUGGACUGCAUCGACACCAUCGAGGAGCGGGCCGGCAGGCUGCCGAGCAAGCUGCAGAGGAUGAGCUCGGGCAAGGACGAGCUGCAGAGGAGAGUGCUGCGCAUGAGCUCCCACAACUCGGAGAAGGCCUGCAGCACGGGCGACCUCCCGCUCAAGCUGCAGCGCAUCAGCUCCGUGCCCAACCACGGGGAGGGCGAGGAGAGACUCCAGCUCAAGGCCCUGAAGGUCAGCGCCGAGCCUAUGACGCAGUCCACCGGCGACCUGCAGCAGAAGAUCCCCAUCGCCCCCAGCCCGGGGCCCCGGCCCGAGAACAACCUGCCCGCCAAGCUCCGCAAGAUGAACUCGGACCGCCUGACUUAGCGACCCCCCCACCCCCGCAAAAAUAUGAACACGGAAGCAGGGAAGUGAAAGUGGGGACUGAGAAGAUUGAGCCCCUCUGUGCCAGCCCUCUGACGACACAUCCUUCUUUCAUUCUUGUGUGCAUGUUGGAGACGCAAGAUUUUUUGUCCGGAGGAAACCCUGUAGCCAAAUUAUACCGACUUCACUUCAAUAAAGUCGGAAUAAACUGCAUAAUUACAUAAUUGUGACUUGCCUCCAUUUGCUGUGAUCUAAGCUGCUGUAGUAUGAACGUUUGACUCUAUGGAUGAAACGAUCCCGCCAACUCGGAGAUGCACAAACAGUUUGCUGGUACUGCUAUUUGGUUCAUUUCCAGUUUGCUUGAUGAUGUCCGCUCUUGAGUCAGUGUACUCGAGCUCAGGAGGUGUAAUGGAUGUCUGAAAAGAAAGCCCCAAAGUUAAAUGCACAGUGGUUGUGGAUUAAAAUAAUAAAGUAAUAACCAGGGAAAGUGCAUUGGGAGAGAAACUUUUUAACUUCUCUUCACAGUAUGUAAUUUGGCAGUUUAUGCAGUAAUUAUGUGUUAGAAGAAAGCUUUUAAGUGACAGGCUGUAGAGGCGCUUGAUUUUAAAUCACUUAUUCUGUGACCUGUUGCCAUGACUGACGUUAGCUCUAUGGCAGCCGGCAUUGCAUGUUAACAAAUAAGUCUGAUUUCAUUUCACUUAAUGGCCUUCUAAACAAACGUCCUGGAAAAGGUUGAACCCUAAUCUCCCCCAUUUCCGCUGUCCAGUGGAAAAAUAAAUGUCCUGAUAAAAAGCUCCCCUCCAGAACACCACUUACCCAUCCCUCUACUCACUCCUUCCCCCACCCAGCCAUCACCCUUGCAGCUGCUCCCUGGCUCAUUCCAAGGGGGGGGUGUUCCAUCUGCCAUGGCCCUUCGAAGGGUCAAGGUUGUCUUGUAAGCAUGUGAAGGAUUUCUGAUUUCAGCUUCAAGGGAAGAACAGACACUGGUACCUGACCAGUGUUGGUACAUCGAUUUUGACCACGGGGUGUCACAUUCAUGCAAUGGUUUACAAAGACAGCAGCAAUAAAUAAAUUGGAGGUGCUGUGACGUCUCAUUAAUUCUUUCCACACUUUAUCUCUGUUAUAAAUGUGCAGCUCCAGUUUGCCUGGGGCAGCCAUGAGUCAAGAAAUAUCAAACAUCUCAAAACAUCUGAACUGAGGUCUGUUUGGAGGCAGUCCUGAAUGUAUCCACAGGAACUGAAACAGCAUAAGAGUGGAAAGCCUUUUUCUUAUAUGUGAUGGGUAAGCAUGAAAAACAUGUUCAGCAUUGUAUUUGCACCUGUGGCCCUCCAGUUUCAUUAGGAUUACUGUCAGGUCCAAGAACACUACAUUUAUUUUGUAAAAGCUUUAAGACAGGACAAGGUCAAGCUUUUGCCUUCAUUACAAAAUCACUAAAAAUGAACAACUUAAAACAUGGCUUGCUAUGUAUAAUAUCAUCAAACUAAUUUAUUUGCCUGAUGCUGUUUUCAAUAAAUAUUUGUAUUGAAUGACAUA
Messenger RNA from Lepisosteus oculatus (spotted gar), 3283 nucleotides. RefSeq names its product G protein-activated inward rectifier potassium channel 1-like. Gene Ontology annotation, cellular component: plasma membrane. Gene Ontology annotation, molecular function: G-protein activated inward rectifier potassium channel activity. Gene Ontology annotation, biological process: regulation of monoatomic ion transmembrane transport; potassium ion import across plasma membrane. The record is from RefSeq and is a predicted model, not a curated record. NCBI's taxonomy places the organism in Eukaryota, Metazoa, Chordata, Actinopteri, Semionotiformes, Lepisosteidae.